AUGGGUCUAGGGGAUAUGGUUUUCAGAUUCAAGCUAAAUCUCUGUUCAUUAAUUGAAGAAAAGGAGGACUCAAGCUUUAUAUACAAGGCCCUACAGGCAUUACAGAGACAGCCUAACGCAGCCCAGUACUUCCACCAGUUUAUGCUUCAGCAGCAGCUUAGCAAUGCCCAGCUGCACAGCCUGGCUGCCGUCCAGCAGGCUACAAUCGCAGCCAGUCGGCAGGCCAGCUCCCCAAGCACCAGCACACCUCAGCAGACCACUACUACUCAGGCCUCGAUCAAUCUGGCUACCACAUCUGCUGCUCAGCUCAUCAGCCGUUCCCAGAGUGUGAGCUCCCCAAGUGCUACCACCCUUACCCAGUCUGUACUCCUGGGGAAUACCACCUCUCCACCUCUCAACCAGUCCCAGGCCCAGAUGUAUCUUCGGCCGCAGCUGGGUAACCUGUUACAGGUGAAUCGGACCCUGGGCCGGAAUGUGCCUCUGACAUCCCAGCUCAUCCUCAUGCCUAAUGGGGCUGUGGCUGCUGUCCAGCAGGAAGUGCCAUCUGCUCAGUCUCCUGGAGUCCACACAGAUACAGAUCAGGUGCAGAACUUGGCAGUGAGGAGCCAACAAUCUUCAGCCCAGGGUCCUCAAAUGCAGGGCUCUGCUCAAAAGGCCAUUCCCCCUGGAGCCUCUCCCACCACAGGCCUUCCCCAGGCCACUGGCCAACCUUUAGCUGUGGCUCAAGCUUCCUCUGGUGGGGCAGGCCAGUCCCUCAACCUCAGUCAAGCUGGUGGGAGCAGUGGGAAUGGCAUCCCAGGAUCUAUGGGACAGGGGGGUGGCCAGGCGUCUGGGAGCCUGGGUCAGGUGCCCUCUUCAGGGUUGGGUGGAGGUGGGAGCUGCUCCAGGAAGGGUACUGGGGUGGUGCAGCCUUUGCCUGCAGCCCAGGCAGUGACAGUGAGCCAGGGCAGCCAGACAGAGGCAGAAAAUGCAGCAGCCAAGAAGGCAGAGGUAGAGAGCAGUGGACAGCAGAGUGUGGGCAUGAACCUGACCCGGACAGCUACACCUGCUCCCAGCCAGACCCUUAUCAGCUCAGCAACCUACACACAGAUCCAGCCCCACUCACUGAUCCAGCAACAGCAACAGAUCCAUCUACAGCAGAAGCAAGUAGUAAUUCAGCAGCAGAUUGCCAUCCACCACCAGCAGCAGUUCCAGCACCGGCAGUCCCAGUUGCUCCACACAGCUACCCAUCUCCAGUUAGCCCAGCAGCAGCAGCAGCAGCAGCAACAACAGCAGCAGCAGCAACAGCAAGCCCCAGCUCUCACUGCCCCUCAGCCACAAGUUCCGCCUCCCCAGCAAGCCGCACCCCCACAGUCUCAACAAGCCCAGACCCUGGUCGUCCAGCCCAUGCUCCAGUCCCAGGCCCUGACACUCCCACCUGACUCCGCUCCUAAGCCACCCAUGCCCAUCCAGUCCAAACUGCCCCUGGCAUCCAUUAAGCCUCCUCAGUUAGGGGCUACCAAGAUGUCUGCUACCCAACAACCUCCCCCACAUAUUCCAGUUCAAGUUGUGGGAAGUCGGCAGCCAGGUUCAGCCCAGGCACAGGCUUUGGGAUUGGCACAGCUGGCAGCUGCUGGACCAGCUUCUCGGGGAAUGCCAGGCACAAUGCAAGGAAUGGGCCAGACCCAUGUAACUUCACCACCCUCCCAGGCUACUAGCACCCUGCAAGAGGUCCCUCCACCCCUGGCCUCUGGGGUCAGCUUGACCCCUCUGCAGGGAACAGCACAUGUGGUAAAGGGUGGAGCCUCUGCCUCACCCGUUGUGGCCCAGGUGCCUGCUGCCUUCUAUAUGCAGUCUGUCCAGCUGUCGGGCAAACCCCAGACUCUGGCUGUUAAGCGAAAGGCUGAAUCUGAAGAAGAUAGAGAGGAAUCCUCUGUUGUAAACACUAUGCUUUCUGCCAAGUCAUCACCAAUCAUAGAGAGUCCCAAAAUCAUGGAAGAAAAGGGCAGCCUUGCAGAGAAAGCUGAGCCAGUGGUCAACAUGGUCCCUAACACUCCGAGCAGUGAGCUGGCGGUUUCAGCCCCCACCCCAUCGGUGCCACCUCCCACACUGGCCAUGAUGUCUCGACAGAUGGGUGACUUGAAGCCCCCACAGGCCAUUGUGAAACCUCAAAUCCUUACUCACAUCAUUGAAGGCUUUGUCAUCCAGGAAGGGGCAGAACCUUUUCCGGUGAACUGUUCUCAGCUCUUGAAGGAGUCUGAGAAGCCAUUACAGACGGGAGCUCCUAUAGGGCUGAAUGAAAGCCAACCAGGUGGCCCCCUGGGAGGGGACAGUAUAACUUCAGAGCUGGAUAAGAAAACAAAUCUUCUGAAGUGUGAGUACUGUGGAAAAUAUGCUCCGGAGGAGCAGUUUCGUGGCUCCAAGAGAUUCUGCUCCAUGACAUGUGCUAAGAGGUACAAUGUGAGCUGUAGCCACCAGUUUCGACUAAAGCGGAAGAAGAUGAAGGAGUUCCAGGAGGCUAACUAUGCUCGAGUACGCCGGCGUGGGCCUCGACGGAGUUCUUCUGAUAUUGCCCGAGCCAAGAUCCAGGGCAAGCGACAUCGGGGUCAAGAGGAUUCUAGCCGGGGCUCAGAUAACUCUAGUUAUGAUGAAGCACUAUCUCCCACAUCCCCUGGGCCUUUAUCAGUGAGGGCUGGUCAUGGAGAACGAGACCUGGGAAAUCCUAACACAGACACCCUAACACCAGAGCUGCAUGGUAUCAACCCUGUCUUCCUAUCCAGCAACCCCAGCCGCUGGAGUGUGGAAGAAGUCUACGAGUUCAUCGCCUCUCUACAAGGAUGCCAAGAGAUUGCAGAAGAGUUUCGCUCCCAGGAGAUUGACGGACAGGCCUUGUUGCUACUCAAAGAAGAACACCUCAUGAGUGCCAUGAACAUCAAGUUGGGUCCAGCCCUCAAGAUCUGCGCCAAGAUCAAUGUCCUUAAGGAGACCUAACAAAAGUCCUCCCACAGACUAGUUCUAAGUGAGCUUUCUCUUGCUGCCCAUGCUGCAACCUGCUGAGUACCAGCAGAGAUCCGGGCAGGGGAAGAGGGAGCCGCCUCACCAGUGGAGAACACAGGGGUGAAAAGAUGAGUUUUCAUCCACCCUCUGGUGAACUUUGCUGUCACCACAUGACAGCAACUUUAACACUUCAUCCCAGUUCUAGUUUAUUUUUGAAAAAUGGCUUCUCCCUCACCAUUCCACCCUUCCCUGAACCCCAAAUCUUUGAGACCACCUAAAGGGCAGGGGCUAUUCUGCUCAGUCCUGGAUGGCAAGCCUAGUCAGGAGUUAACUUCUGGAGGUCCUACGGUAAGGCUAGGGCCUGACAAUGCAUGGUAGGGGCUGCUUCCCUCCAUUGGGGCAGUAAGGGUAGGAUUUCUAGUCUCUGGUACUUCUCUCUCCAGACUGUAUGUACCAUUGUAGGUCUGGCCCAGAGUCCCGUGGCAGGGCUGUUCAACCCUCUUGAGAGUGGAUUCCUAAGCUUCGAGUUGCUACAGGGGCCCACGGCAUGAUGUUUGUGGCUGGCACGUGUGUGGCUUUUCUUAUUCUUUUUUCUCCCCCAUUCAUCUGUUGGAUUUCUUCUAUUCUGCCCCAACCUUUUCUUUCUUUCUACCUCUUCUCUUUCCCCUAGCUUUACAAGGCAGGAGUAUGAGUUACGUGGGGCCAGGAAUAUAAAUACCUGCCUCAGACCCUGUUUCUUGUGCAACAACAACAACAACAAAAUCAAAAUAUUUUUUUUUCUUCCUUAGUAAAAGGAUGAAAACUGGU
Gracilinanus agilis (Agile Gracile Mouse Opossum) is the source of this 3783-nucleotide messenger RNA. It is a transcript of the gene PHC1, whose product is annotated as polyhomeotic homolog 1. The record is from RefSeq and is a predicted model, not a curated record. Bases 1 to 2970 code for a protein of 989 amino acids. NCBI's taxonomy places the organism in Eukaryota, Metazoa, Chordata, Mammalia, Didelphimorphia, Didelphidae. Gene Ontology annotation, cellular component: nucleus; PRC1 complex. Gene Ontology annotation, molecular function: zinc ion binding; protein binding. The transcript has 14 exons.